Pedinophyceae sp. YPF-701 is the source of this 6162-nucleotide messenger RNA. The record is from the annotation of a GenBank genome assembly. Lineage: Eukaryota; Viridiplantae; Chlorophyta; Pedinophyceae.
AUGGCGCCCAAGACGACGCGCGUCAAGACAGGGAAGGGACGGGACGAUGCGGAGGAUGGCGGGGGCGAGCGCCGCGGGCCCGCCGUGGUGCCGCGCAGCCUGGACCUCGUCGAGCUGCUCCGUACGGGCAAGGACUCGUCCGUCAUCGCCGCCGCCGGCUCGAUCGAGUCCCUCGCGUUCGGCGACGAGCAGCGAGACAUGCUGCUCGAGGCUGGAGCCGUGCCGCCCCUGGUCCAGCUGCUCGCGGUCGGCUCCGCCCCGGUCAAGGACGCCGUCACGAAGGCGAUCGGCGUGCUCUCACAAAGCGCCGCGUGCCGCGAAGCCAUCCCAGACUUCCAGCACGAGGAGCAGGGCGCGAUUCCGCUGGUGGCGGGGUGGCUGCGCGACGCCAAGGCCGACUACUCGAAGCUGGUGUCGGCGCUGGCGCUCCAGGCCCUCGCGCAGGACAACAAGCGCAACCAGGAGCUCAUCGCGGGGGCGGGCGCGGUGAAGACGCUCGUCGCGCUGCUGAAGGAGGGCUCCGACGACUCGCGGAUCGCGGCGGCGGGCGCCAUCAUGAACCUGGCGACCAACGCGGGGAUCCGCGCGUCGAUCAUCGCGGCGGGCGCCAUCAUGCCGCUCGUGGCGCUCCUGAAGAGCAAGAUCCCCGCCGCGGGCAAGGCCGACGCCGAGCAGGCGCUGUGCAACCUCGUGAUGGACCCCAACGCGGACAAGGACAUGACGAAGGACCCCACGGUGGUGCAGGUGCUGGUCAACCUGCUCGAGGACGGAUCGAGCAAGGGGCGCGAGCUCGCGAGCCUCGCGCUGGAGGACCUGUGCCUGUACUCGGACGGCAACCGCCAGGUGGCCAUGGGGUGCGGGGCCAUCCCGCCGCUGCUGGCCGUGGUCGGCGGCGCGGGCACGGGCGCGGAGGGGCGGCACGCGGCCACGAAGUGCGUCACCGCGAUCGCCAUCUCGAAGAACUGCCGCGCGCGCGUCGGGAAGGACGGCGGCAUGCCCAUCAUCCUCGACCUGAUCAAGCAGGCGGAGAGCGACCGAUUGAAGAUGGUGGCCGCCAACGCCCUCGAGAUGGUCAGCACGGACAUUCAGCAGCACCAGGACGAGGCCGGGAAGGACAAGCCGGCGAUGGACCAGCUCCUGACGUUCCUCGACUUCCCGCCCACCGAGGCGGAGGCGGCAGCGUCGGCCGAGGCAGGCGGCAAGGGCAAGGACAAGGACAAGAAGGGCAAGGACGCGGCGCCCGUGGUGGCCGCCGCGAGCAGCCGCCCGGGCACGCGCACGGGGCUGACGUCGCGGACGGGCGGACGCAUCGCGGACGCCGAGGCGGAGGCCGAGGCGCUGCGCAUGCGCCUGCAGCAGGCUGAGGAGCGCCGCCGUGCCGCCGCCAUGGCCGUCGUGGCCCUCGCCGACACCAACCCGAACAUGCAGGAGACCCUGGGCCGAGCCGGCUUCCCGGAGAAGCUCGUGCGGCUCGUUGUGGGCUGCCGACCCGAGGACGGCCCCGACAUCUUCGAGAGCGCCGAGGGGCAGCACGAGGCGCGCGCCGCGGCCGCCUUCGCGCUGCAGCGCCUCGCGCGCCACCCGGCGGUGCAGGACAUGCUCCCGGGCCUGAACGCGAUCGAGCCACUGAAGAGCAUCAUGGCGGUGCCCGAGGAGCUCUCGCGCGUGUUGCGGAGCCCGGCGGCGGCCAACAACCCGGCGCUGCUGUCGCCCGUGAAGGACCGGCGCCCCGCGGGGGCCCCGGACGAGGACGGGUGCACGUGGAUCGUGCAGGAGGCGGCGGCGGCAGCGGUGGGCGCGUUUGCAGCGAAGAAGCACGUGGCGAACCAGAACGCGCUUGUGGAGGCCGGGGUGGUGCAGCCGCUCGUCGACGUGCUCGUGACGGGCCACCUGUCGGCGCGCAUCGAGGCCGCGGACGCGCUGCGGCACCUGGCGUGCGGGAACAAGGUCGCACAGGACGCCAUCGCGGCGGAGCGCGCGUCGAUCUUCGGCAUCGUGUCGCUGCUGAGCGUGGACGCGGACCGCGAGCAGCUCCCGCUGCAGGUGCGGCUGCACGCGCAGGAGGUCGCGGCGGCGGCGCUGCGGGACUUGGCGGACGGCAACAAGAACAACAUGGGGCUGAUCGCACUGGCGGACGCGAUCGAGCCGCUGGUGGACAUGCUGAUGACGGGGAGCGAGGAGGGCAAGGAGAUCUCCGCGACGGCACUGAAGAACCUCGCGGGCACCACGGACAACGUGCGGCGCAUCAUCAACGCCGGCGCCAUCGAGCCCAUGGUGACGAUGCUGCACUCCCCGAAGACGCACGACGACGGCCGGACCGCCGCGGCGGGCGCGAUCGGCUUCCUCGCGACGAACAGCAAGGCGACGCAGAUCCUGAUCGCCGUCAUCGGCGCCGUGAAGCCGCUCCUGGGCCUCAUGCACCAUGGCAGCGAGGAGGCCAAGGUCGCGGCGGCCAUCGCGGUGACGAACCUCGCGCGCGGGUACCUGCCGAAUCAGCGGGACGUGGACGAGAAGGGGGGCCUGGAGGCGCUGAUCCGGCUGCUAGGCGGCAAGGUGUUGACGGCGGAGGAGCGGGAGGCGAUGAUGGCGGCGGCGCUGGAGGAGGGGGCGAAGGACGCGGGCAAGGGCGGCAAGGGCGGGAAGGGGGACAAAGGGGGCGCGAAGGGGGCCCAGGGGGAGGGGUAUUCCUCGCAGCCGAUGCGGUGCCGACAGGCGGCGGCAGCGGCGGUGGAGAGCGUGUGCGACCUGAACCCCGGGUUGCAGGUCAAGGCACUCGAGCUCGGGAUGCUGGCGCCACUGGUGGACCUGCUGGUGACGGGGCCGGACCAGGCGCGCACGGCGGCCGCGCUGGCGCUCGGCGUGCUGUCGCAGUGCAUGCUCAACAUCGAGGAGAUCGCGCUGCUGCCCGGAAACGCGACGCGGCCGCUGAUCGACCUGUGCAAGGACGGGUCGACCGAGGGUCGCACGGCCGCGGCGCUGGCGCUGCACAACAUCGGCGCGGGAAGCGACGCGGCCCUGGAGCACCUGGUGCAGGUCGGGGCGCUGGACGCGGUCCUGGGGGUGAUCCAGAUCGAGGACACCAAGGCACGCACGACCGCGGCGAUGGCGCUGACGGUGCUGUGCCAGACGCCGCAGGCAAAGAAGAAGGCCGCCACGUCGGGCGCGUGCCCGCCGCUGGUCUCGCUGCUGGGGAACGACGACCACGAGAUCCAGGAGAUCGCCGCGCGCGCGAUCACGCAGAUUGCGUCCGCGCAGCCCGAGGCGCAGCUCGAGGUCUCCAAGGCGGGGGGUGUCCCGGCCCUGGUCAAGAACCUGCUGUCGCGCGCCGUGCAGGUCCGCGACUCCGCGGGCAUCGCGCUCUGGUCCAUCGCCGCGAACCCGACGUGCAAGGAGGAGAUCAUCGCGUGCGGGGCCUUCGAGCCCCUAGUCAAGGUCAUCGGCCGCGGCGCCAGCUCUCUUCUGAAGGGCAAGCAGCAGUCGAGCUUCGUGCCGGACACGACGCCGCCCGUCGCGGAGCGCGAGGUCAUCGUGACCGUCAAGGGCCUGAUGGAGCUGCUGAAGAACGGCACGGACGGCGGCCGCAAGGACGCGGCGUGGGGCCUGGUCAACAUUGCCUCCAGCGACCCCAACCGCCGCGCGGUGGCCAAGGCCGGCACCAUCCCGCUCCUGGUCAACCUGCUGGUGUACGGCACGUGGCGUGCGCAGGCCGCGGCGGCGUGGGCGCUGUGGCGGCUCACGUGCACCGAGGCCAUCAAGGAGCAGCUCACGGACCCGCGGUACCUCAAGAUCGUGGUCCAGGUCAUGGGCCACGGGAACGUGAGCGCGCGCAUCGCGUGCAUGGGCCUCCUCUCGGACCUCGCGCGGGAGUCCCCCUCGCGCCUCGCGCGCAUCGUGGAGGCCGGCGCGCUCCCCGUGAUGGUCGCCAACCUGACGGGGGCCACGUCGCCCAUGGUGGAGCGCGGCGCGGGGCUGGACCCGUCCGCGGUCGUGCUGCAGCCGACGCUCGACCUCUGUCUGUCGUUCCUGCCCUUCGAGCACCGCUUCUCGUCGCGCGUGACGUACGCGGCCAUGAUUGGCCGGCGGCGCGUCAACAUCUCCUGCAAGCUCAAGUUCGACGUGGACGCGCACAACAUGGGCGCCGAGAGCGCGAUCUGGCCCGUCAAGGACGCGGCGCUCUGGGCGCUGUGGCAGCUCGUCGACACCGAGCUCGCGGCGCGCCGCGCGGGGGUGUACGACAAGCAGGGCCCUGAGCACGCCUCGCGCGUGCUCUCCGGCGUGGUCAACAGCCCGGCGGUGAAGGCGGCGAUCGACGUCGUGAAGCACGGCGGCGACCACGGCAAGCACGGCGCCGCGGGUCUCCUCGGGUCGGUCUGCCAGGGCGGCCCCAGCGUGCAGACGUCGGUGGUGUCCCAGGGCGGGCUCAGCACGCUGAUGGAGCUGUUCGAGGACGCGGAGUCGUCGAACGCGACGGUCCGGCAGGUCGCGAAGUCGCUCGGGCUGAUGUGCCACGGCAACCAGGCCCUGUUCCAGCAGCUCAUCGCCAAGGGCAUCAUUCCCAAGGUGUUUGGCGCGCUGGACGACCGCGACACGUCGGCGCGGGAGGCCAUGCUCUGGCUCGUGCGCCUCGCCGCCGGCGCGAUCGAGGACAACACAGAGCUUCUCGCGUGCGUCCCGCAGCUCAUCGCGGUUCUCCUGCAGAAGGAGGGCUCCGUGGCGGCGUGGUGCUCGAAACGGUACGCCUGCGGCAUCCUCGGGCUGCUCGCGUACCGCAGCCGAUCGACGCAGGAGGAGCUCGCGAGCAUGGGUGCGCUCGGCCCCCUCAUGGCGAUCAUCGCGCACGACUUCUACGCGGAGCCCGUCCCCACGCCGGAGCCCAGCGUGCACGAGGACGAGGACGACGAGGACCCGGGCGGGUCCGCGCACGGGAAGAAGGACGCCAAGGGCGGGAAGGGCGCCCCGCCCGGGAAGGGCGCGCCCACGUCGCGGGCCGAGGGCGCCGGCGACGCGGAGGACGCCCCGCCGCGGCGCGAGGCGGCGGCGACGCCCGCUCCGCCGGCGGGGGACCUGGAGUCGCGCCGGAACGACCCUGCGGCGCACCCGUUCUGGGUGCAGUGCGUCGGCGAGGCGCUGGGGGCGUUGAAGAACCUGCUGUACGAGAACCACGCGCUGCAGGAGGAGGUGAUGCACGGGCUGGCGGUGGGGCCGGGGGGCGUGCCGACGACCGCGAGCGAGGACCGCCCGGCGACGCACAGCGGGAUGGAGCUGAUGCUGCUCGGGCUCGCGGUGCCCGACGAGGAGCCGCAGGCCGCGGCGUGCAACCUGAUGCGCACUGUGUGCCAGCACCCCAAGUUCCAGCAGCGCUUCCUGGAGGACGCCGAGUUCCUGCAGGCCAUGGUCGCGCUCGCGAACUUCUACCCCGAGGCCGAGCUCGCCGUGGAGAGCGUCGGCGAGGUGUCGAUGGCCGCCGGGCUGGGCGAGGGCGCCAAGUCGGAGGCUGGCGAGGACGUGGAGGGGAACGAGGGCGAGGGCGAGGAGGAGGGCGAGGAGGAGGGCGCUGCGGCGGCGCCGCCUGGGCUGAGCGAGCGCGUGGUGCUGACGCUGAACAUGCGGCCGACGUCGCGGAAGGCGAUGGAGGCGGUGGUGUCGGCGUGGGCGCAGUUCUGCAAGAGCAACGAGCCGAUGCAGGCGUACCUGGCGCAGAACGGCGUGGUGCGGCUGCUGGUGGAGAUCAUCUCGCACGAGGGCGUGCCGAACAGCGCGAAGAUGGCGGCGCUCGGCGGCCUCGUCAACGUCGGGCACAAGAACUUCGAAGUGCAGCGCACCAUCCACCGCGCGGGCGCCCUGCAGGCGCUCGCGGCGCUCAUCGAGCCCCUUGGCCGGCAGCUGCUCGGGGAGGGCCCGGGCGUCGUCACGGACCCCGCCGAGGCCAGCGGGGCGCGCAAGACGCGCGGGAGCGCAACGCACGUGCCCAAGGAGGAGGUAAUGAAGGCCGCGGCGUGGUGUUUGAUGAACCUCGCGGACUACCACAUCCAUGUGGACGUCAUCGCGAAAGAGCUCGUCAAGCGCCGCCUGAUCGACAGGUCCUCGGGCCUCUUCAAGUUCCUCAAGGCAGUCACCAUCAAACAGGCCGCCGCGCCCGCGCCCGCCGUCGCCACCGCGUAG